Molecule: messenger RNA, 1225 nt
Organism: Jaminaea rosea
Lineage: Eukaryota; Fungi; Basidiomycota; Exobasidiomycetes; Microstromatales
Exons: 3
Coding region: 159-797 (212 amino acids)
Source: RefSeq, a predicted model, not a curated record
CCUUCGCCUCCCUCGGCCUGCGCUUCCGCGUCCCGCCCUGCCGGCCUGGCGUGAAGUGUUGAUUCUCAGUCCGAUGCGCUCGUUCCUCUCUUUCCCUCCUUAUCAUCACCAUCACCACCCAUCCCUCUCCACACACAUCAUCAUCAUCACGACGCACCAUGCCCGCCUCCUUUCCCCGGCUGGACCUUCCCACCCCUUCCUCCCUCUCCCACGUCCUCACCACCCUGCUCAGUCAUUCCUCCUCGUCCCUCCUGCCCCAACAGCUAGAAAGGGAUGGCCUAACAGGCGAAGAAGAGGAGGCAGUCUGUCGUCGCGUAUUGGCGCAAUGGGUUGAACAGGCGGGGGAGAGGUUGAAGCGGGGGAAUUUAAGUGUAGAGGGGGUGAGUUGGAGGGAGUGGGAGGAGAAGGAGCAAGCCCUCGCCCCUCUGGAUCACCAGCUCCUCACUCGCCUCACAAACCUAACACGCACCGUCGACGAGCUAACGGAGAGCGCCGUCCUCUCCCGUCGAGAGCUGCCAACGCGACGAGCUGAGGCGCUUAGGGCUAGGGAGGAGGUUGUGGACUCGUUGAGGGAGAGGGAGGAUGAAGGGAGGCAGAGGCAGAGAAAGGCUGGGUUUCAGGAUGCGGAAGAGGACAAGGGAAUGGUGGUGGACUUGGAAAGAAGGGAAGAGGUGGGGCAAACAUUGCAGCGCAGUUUGGAACAGGCGGAUUUGCUUGCUGAGAGCCUCCCCUCGCAAGUGGCCGCCGUACGCGAGCAACACGAUCUCGUCGUCCAGCUGAGGAGUAUGCCGCCCUAGCCCUAGCCGCGCCCUACUCUCUCACGUCACCUCACGUCACGCCACGCCACGCCUCGCCUCGCCUCGCCUCGCCUUUCUCUCCACUUUUUUGUAACAACAUGUAUUUUUCACCUCUUCUCGCUCUCAAGCCAUGCUCAUCCUCAUCGCCCUGCGCAACUCCUCGCGCUCUUCGGCAGUCAGCUCGUCCAGGUUCAGGUCGGAGCCGAACUCAUCGUCGUUGCCGUCGUCGUCUUGCGCCGCACCAUGACCUUGGCGCUCGAUUGGGUCACUCCCGCUGCCAGACCCAAGAUUCCCCUCCUCAGCUGCCAGAGCGGCAAGAUCGUCUGCGUCGUUGAGAUUGUCGAGUGGGAGAUGAUCCUCCGCCUCGCCUCGGACAUCGCCUUGAGCAGGAGGCUUCGGAUUGACCACCCCAUUGCCCGCGUCCCGCU